AUGAACCGCCGCGCAGGUGCUACCGACCGACACGCCCUCCUUGCAGGAGGCGCCUACCCCUCCUCCUCCUCCCUCUCCGCCUAUCGCUCCUCCUCGCCCUACGACUCGAACCCUUACGCAUCUGGCUCCACUUCCAACGGCUCCUACCAAAGCUCUGACUUUAUUGGUGCGCCCAAAAAGGAGCCCGUUGCCCCCACCAACACCUCGUACGGCGAUGGCAUCUUCGGCCGUGCGGCAUCCGCCUACUCGGCAACACGCACCGCCGAAGACUUGGAGGAACAGAACGACCAGCGCCUCGACGGUCUCACCGCGCGAGUCUCCAUGUUGAAGGAGAUCACUUUGAAUAUCGGCUCCGAAGUGAGGGAGUCGACCAAGGAUCUCGGGGUUCUCGGCGAGGCGUUUGAUAACACCUCGGCGUUUUUGGGGGGGACGUUUAAGCGGAUGAACAAGAUGGCCAAGAGACAGGGCGGGUGGUUCUGCAAUAUGAUGCUCUUUCUCUUGUUCGUCACUUGGAUCUUUGUCGUCCUCUGGUGGUGGAGACGUUGA
This is a messenger RNA of Sporisorium graminicola, 546 nucleotides long. RefSeq lists its product as uncharacterized. NCBI's taxonomy places the organism in Eukaryota, Fungi, Basidiomycota, Ustilaginomycetes, Ustilaginales, Ustilaginaceae. The transcript has 2 exons. Gene Ontology annotation, biological process: endoplasmic reticulum to Golgi vesicle-mediated transport. The coding region runs from base 1 to 546 and encodes 181 amino acids. The record is from RefSeq and is a predicted model, not a curated record.